This is a messenger RNA of Sinocyclocheilus grahami, 993 nucleotides long. RefSeq names its product telomeric repeat-binding factor 2-interacting protein 1-like. Gene Ontology annotation, biological process: protection from non-homologous end joining at telomere; telomere maintenance via telomere lengthening. The record is from RefSeq and is a predicted model, not a curated record. Lineage: Eukaryota; Metazoa; Chordata; Actinopteri; Cypriniformes; Cyprinidae. Bases 13 to 993 code for a protein of 326 amino acids. The transcript has 2 exons. Gene Ontology annotation, cellular component: shelterin complex. Gene Ontology annotation, molecular function: telomeric repeat DNA binding.
AUAACCUUCACCAUGUCAAAGAAGGGAAAGGAGGAGGUCUCUGACAUUUCUCCUGUCUUAUUCCUGGACACAAGUGGACAAUCAAUGCGCUUCUAUGUGAGACCCGGCCCAACUAAAACACAACUUUACCCUCUGGUAACUAACGGGGGAGGCACUUUGUGUCGCAAUCAAGAGCCCGGAGCCAUUUUGCUGAUCGAUCCCGGUGACGCAACUACUGUCACAGCGAGCUCCGGACAAAAGUACGUCUCUACGAAAUACAUCAAAGAUUGUGUAGAGCAGAACCAGCUGUUGAAUCUGGACGACUAUGUGAUUAGCGCGGGACCAUCUGUCCAGACGAGGAUGGCGACCCGUCAUCAGAGCAAUGGGCGGUUGGGUUACUCGCCUGAAGACGACGCAGCCAUCUUGAAGUUCAUGGAAAAGCGGCAACAUGAAGCCAAAGGCAACCUGGUUUGGAAAGAGAUGGAGAAACGGCGCGUGACCGAGCACAGCUGGCAGUCCAUGAGGGAUCGGUUUCUAAAGCCCCUCCAGCUUAAACUCGUGAAGAAGAGUCCCACGAAAAGAAAACCGCUUUGUUUUACGCAAAGCCCUUUGCGUAAGAAGAAAGCCACUGAGAACUCAGAACCUGAGAGGGAUACCUUACAAAACUCUCCUCAAAAGCCAGUCAUUGUGUCGGAUUCAUCUGAAACACAAAUCGCCACAGAAAACAGCGUGUGUCCAGCUGUGAGGACCGACCCUCAGCCUUCUCCUGAGGGAGCCAGUUCUCCUCCAGAUGUGGCAGAUGCUGCAGGAGAGCCGCCGCAGGCCUCAAGCCAUGACAGUCAGGACGAGUCUCCUGUCCCGGUCCAAGAAGAAGAAACACCAGAGCCUGAGAUGUCUAAAAGACCUACAUUAGAUGAAGGUUGUGAUGGACAACACGUUCCGGAUGGAUCAAAGGAACAUUCAUCUCCCAACAAAACAAGUCAAAGUACCUGCAAGGCCUCCAUUUUUCCUUAA